Acanthoscelides obtectus is the source of this 664-nucleotide messenger RNA. Lineage: Eukaryota; Metazoa; Arthropoda; Insecta; Coleoptera; Chrysomelidae. The record is from the annotation of a GenBank genome assembly.
AUGACAGGUAAACCUAGUGUAUGUUUUGUGGUAGUGACAGCAACAUCCGUUAAAGUUUUGGGGUUAUGUAGUGGAUAUUUGAAAAAUCAACAAAUUCCUAUAAAUAUACGCUGUUUUUGUCUUCCUUUUAAUCGUCAUCUUUUGGGGAGAUUUGUGUUUGUGUCUGUCGUACCAUUCAGAAUGGAUGAACACAUUCAAUCGUAUUCGUAUGUUAAAAGUAUUCUGGAUCAAAUCGUGAAAUAUCGGAGAUCAUCAGAUAUUGCUGCAGCACUACAUUACAAUACAAAGUGUUUGCUAGCAGCUUUAGAAAAUACAACCGAUAUCCAGGACAAUGCUGAACAACUAAAAUCUGAACCCAUUAUGCCUGUAACAGAGGCUGGUGAAGAGGCACUUGAAAGAUUAGGAAUAACAGAUGAAAAAUCAUUUGAUGAGCUGCGCCUAUUGAUAGAGAUUCUGAAAAUGAAAGAAAAAUGUGCUGUGGCUAAGAUUGUGGAGAAGAUUUAGUAUUCAAAAUGAAUAUUUAUAUUAUUGAGACUUAAAGACUGUUAUUACUUAGCAAGCUAUAAUUGUAGACAUAGUGAACUCAAAGUUUCUUAAUGUUAUGUUGAAUAUAGUUUUGAAUUAUCUGUGCUGGAAAAGACUAAAAUAAAGUUUUUAUAUUACA